AUGGCGUUUACCAGGCAGCACCAAACACCGACUAGUUAUUUGCUUUCGUUAGUUUCUUUUGUCAAACAAAUCCGUAAUGUAGCAAACAACAAACCGCAAAAUUUUUGUUUUGUUCAGUGUUCCGAUUUCUGUUUCCGUCGUAGAAUCGAUCGCGCGAGAGAAGGACAUUGUGGUUUAAAGGUACACCUCUUGGGUAUCCUAAAACAGGCGACAAAAGGCCGAACAGUGACGUUAUUUUGUGUGCCUCGACAAAAGCGAUCAUCUCAGAACGAAAGCAUUUACCCACAGCAAGGAAUCAGUACCACAGAAUUCUGAGCAUGGUGAGAAGGAAUAUACCAUCUGCUAUAUUUCUUUUUAAACUAUUAAAUGACUUUGUCGAUUGUUCUUGAAUUUUGUCUCAAAUAAAUUUUAAUGUAUCUGUAACUAUAUCACAUUCAUACCUGCGCGAGCCAGAAACAAACUUUUAGUUAAAUCUCCUAUUCACGUUAUGUGUAAACACCUGAAUACAAUCAGCUGUCAUUGUGACAUAUUUAUAUGUUCCAUUAACAUAUUAGUUAAUGUGUUAUUUAU
Acanthoscelides obtectus is the source of this 570-nucleotide messenger RNA. Lineage: Eukaryota; Metazoa; Arthropoda; Insecta; Coleoptera; Chrysomelidae. The record is from the annotation of a GenBank genome assembly.